UGUGAAUCAAAAUGAAAACACUGAGUGCCAUCAGAUGUACACUAGAAAGAAAGGAAACCGGAGGGACACCAAAAAAUGCAGGUAUAUGAUAAUAUCGAAUCAGUCUGAAAACAUCUGGACUUCUAAAAAAUGAUGUGAAAUACGUGCAUACUACAGGCUUAACAUCGUGACACACGAGUUGUCUUAUUAGAUCACGGACGGAUUGUGAAUGCUUCGGAAUGGGAAAAAACCUUUGCCACAAAGGAUGCUAAAACUGAGUUAUCGGCGCUUCGUAUAAGCAAUUAAAAUUACUGAACUCGAGCUGUCACAACGGGAGAGUAGAAGAUGAAGCUCGAAAGAAUGAGAUGAUGUGAUGCAAGAAUGAAUGGAUUUGGAUAUUGCAGAGAGAAGAACGCAUAACGAUAGGCCAGAGCCGGGAGAACAGAAAGAGACACGUAGUGAGGUAAAUUGCUGUGGAUGGGAACCUUCUCUGCAGCCUCUACCUUCCACAUGACCCCACACUCCCCGUUUCAUCGGCUCCCGUGAAGAUACGUAACACUCUCUAAUACGCACUGACAGCAUGACGUCCACUGCCCAGAUUCUGGCCUUUAAGCUCUCCCCACCCUCUCAGGAUGGGAGUCCAGAGCGUCUGUUCAGCUGUGAUGAGGACAUUGAACGGCAAUAUGAGGUGGUCCCGUCUGUCGUCUGCUCCAUGUGUUGCCUCUUUGGCAUCAUCUACUGCUUCUUCGGGUACCGCUGCUUCAAGGCCGUAAUGUUCCUCACGGGUCUGAUGUUUGGUUCCAUCAUCAUCUUCAUGCUCUGCUAUAAGGAGAGGGUCAUGGACACUCAGCUCAGCGUGGAGGCCAGUGUGGGCAUCGGCCUUGGCAUUGGCACAUUGUGCGGUUUGGUCACUAUGCUGGUUCGCAGCGUGGGGCUGUUCAUGGUUGGACUUCUCCUGGGUUUACUGGUGGCCCUCGCCUCUCUGGUGGUUCUGGAGGAGUUUUAUCACCCGAGGACAGUGUGGCUUCCCCUGGGCGUGCUGCUGGGCUCGGGCAUGCUGUUUGCUGUGCUCACAUUGCAGUGGCAGCGCUGUUUCACCACCCUCUCCACCGCCGUCUUCGGAUCAGCUGUGGUGACAGUGACUGUGGAUUAUUUUGUCGAGCUCUUCGCUUUGACACGGUAUAUCUAUGAGAGAGUGAAGGUGGAUCCACCUCGCCAAGUUUGCUGGUUCACGUGGGUGGUCAUGGGAGUUUGGCCCGUGCUGGCGCUGCUGGGUGUUCUUAUUCAGUGGAAGGUCACGGCUGAAGGAUAUUCACACACAGAAGUCUUCAUCAGUCACCAGCAAAGGCGAGUGCAGUUAAUGCGAAUCCGUCAAAAGGAAGAAAGAAGGGAAUGCCGAAAGAAAAAGAAGAAAAAGCCUCAGAAACAGCCGCCGCAGCAACAGAAGUACCACCACCCCCCUCAGACCAAUCCUCAUCCCCCAAACCCUCCUCCCAAACUCCAGCAUCCCGAGCCCACCCACCGCAGGAAACCCAACACCAUUCGCCGCUUCGACGGAGAUGUACUUUCACCAAGUUACAUCCAGAACUUCCGUGACAGACGUACGGACAGGAGGGGCUACUCUCAUGACAGGUUGAUCAGCCGCUCACAUGUUGUUGAUUUGGACUAUGACUACGGCUCCCAAGUGCCCCUAACAGCUCAUACAGGCCCUGCAGUGAGAGGUUGACCCUGCGCCCUUAAAUGAGCAGGAACUGCACUGCACAAACCAUUCCGAGAAGCGAAAACUUUGCGGCCGGAUCAAAUCUUAGAGCAUGCGGUUACCUCAGCCGUCACAAUGGCUGACGGGACGUUCAUACCCAAAUCGAUUUGCUGUAUUCCCAUGAUUUUAAUGCAGAACUACAAAACAAUGUGAAACCACAGUAUUGCUCUGCAUUUAACUCCAUUAUAUAUUGCUGAAGAUGGUUGUGGUAUGUGUGCUCCUCUGAGGCUCAUCUUCCCAUAAUUAGGCUGCUGUUUGGCUCCGUUCGAGAAGAACAGACUCAUUACAACAGCAGAAGUUUUAAAGAAGAUCCAUUAUGUUCUGAACUGAAUCUCGGGACCAAAUACGGCCUUGGCUUUUAUGUGACUAAGCAGUCAUAAAGCAUGCAAGGGUUCUGCCAGACAGACUAUUCAUAUAUCCAGUUUACACAUUCAAACUUCAGUCCUCCUGUUAGUUUCUGACCUUUUAAAGAUGUUUCAGAUAACAUUAUGUUUACAGCACAGACAGGGAGGUGUGUGUCAUUUUCUAAACGUUUCAAACGGCUUUAUCUGCUCUGUGUCAGGGCCUACACGAAAUCUGUCAAACCGUGUAUGGUGAACAAAGUCUCUGGUCAAUCUGAGCCUAUUGCACAAGCAUAUAAGUUUAUCGUUAGCCAGUGCAUGUGGGGAAAGUGCCACCAUUGCUUUUGUGUUGUAGAUAUACAAGUUUUUAAGAUGUUUUUCUCCAUUUAAAGGGACAGUACACUCUAAAAUGAGAAUUCUGUCAUUAGUUGCUCAUCCUCAUGUCAUUCCAAACCCAUUUUGUUCAUCUUCACAACACAAAGGUUCAUAACAUUACAGUUGAACCACUGAUGUCACAUGGACUAUUUUAAUGAUGUCCUUACUACCUUUCUGGGCCUUGAAUGUGUCAGUUGCAUUGCUGUCUAUGCAGGGUCAGAAAGCUCUCGGAUUUCAUCAAAAAUAUGUUAAUUUGUGUUUUGAAGAUGAACAAAGGUCUUUACAGACAUAAGAAUGAGUAAUUAAUGACAGUUUUUUUAUUUUUGGGUGAACUGUCCCUUUAAAGCUUAGUAUAGAGACUGUUUGGGUGGCUCCCAGUUAAAUCUCAGGGGCUGUGGCAUCGAAAGGAGCCCUAAUGAUGUAACUGUGAACACUACUAAGGGGUUUUGUGUGACUGAUUUAAGUGUCCUUGCCUACAAGAGAGAGUUUUGAAAGGGAUUAAAGAAGGAUGCCUAAGAGGGGUGGAAAAGAUUUACAGUGGUGGACGUCUCACACAAAAAUAUGUGUAUUUCUUUGUCUGUGAAAGCCUGAAAAGGAGAGAGAGGGAGAGAGUGUGUCUGUAUUUGGAGUGUUUUGUGUGGAUGUGUGAAAGCAUUUGUCAUACUGUGAGUCUGCAGCAGAGUUAAGUCUUAAUUUCUGAUUUACCUUCAUGUUCGGAUGUGGGGUGAUUUCACACCAAGUUUCCCCUCUGUGUUUAUCAGGGCUGUCGGAGCAAUGAAGAGUCAAAGUCUCUAAUCUUUUCCUCACUCUGAAGUAGUGAAAGGGCUCAAAGGCUUAAAUUCCUCUCUGUUUACCGUGUCUUUUAAAGUGACAGCUUGGCUCUCUUGUAAAAUUUUGUACAUUGUCUGAAUGUAAAUAUGCUUACGUUUCUGUAUUAUUGCUAGUGAUUUGAUUAAUUUUAUUUUUUAUUUUUUCCUAAUCAGUGGUUACAUCCGUGUUGAUAAACUGUCUUUUUGAAUUGUCCCAUUGAUAGUCAUUUGUAAUUAUAAUUUAUUUCUAAUUUAUUAGAUUAAGACUUCAAGUGGAGCUCUGUGUAAUUAAAUUGAUGUUUACCAUUAUUAUUAUGAUUAUUAUUAUUCCUGAGCAUGUAUUUGUACAGUACUGAUAACCAUAAAUGUUGUGCUCCUGAA
Molecule: messenger RNA, 3644 nt
Organism: Labeo rohita (rohu)
Lineage: Eukaryota; Metazoa; Chordata; Actinopteri; Cypriniformes; Cyprinidae
Gene: tmem198aa
Product: transmembrane protein 198a
Exons: 6
Coding region: 560-1705 (381 amino acids)
Biological process (GO): positive regulation of canonical Wnt signaling pathway
Cellular component (GO): cytoplasmic vesicle; plasma membrane
Source: RefSeq, a predicted model, not a curated record